UCUCUUUGUCCCAACUUUUCAAUAAUAUCCAACAUGUUAAAAAGUCUCUUUUAUGAAACUGUCAAGGAAACUCCCAUGAGCCCUCAUAGAAACUACAACCCUAUCACCAUUAUAAAUACAACCCUUAAACAUAGAAAGGAAACACCAAGAUUUCACCAAAACAUACACACACAAUGGAAAACAAGAAACGACUAACCACAAAGCGAAAGAGCUGCAUGAAACACCCGAAACACGAGCAAUCUCCUGGUGUUUGCUCGUUGUGCUUACGAGAAAGAUUAUCAAAGAUAUCGGGUUCUUCAUCACAGACUGUCUCGAAUGUUUGUUCGUCAUCUUCAUCGUCUUCUAUCUCUUCCGUAACUUCUGUUUCUUCGUCUCGAUGCUCGUCUAAUGCCCCGUCUUGUGCAGCAUCUCCCACGCAUACUUAUCGAAAUCGAAUGCAUGAUGUUGAAGGGAAAGGGUAUCUUUCUUUAUUGAGAAAGAGUAGAUCAAUGGCUUUUGUUAGCGAAAAGAUUGUGGAAAUUGAUGGGGAGAAGAAGAAGAAGAAAGGAGAUGGAUUUUGGUCAAAAUUGAUGGGGUUAAAGAGAAGUAAUAUGCAGAAGAGAUCAAUGGAAGAGGGUUCUUCAAGACUCAUGCAUUCAAGAACUAUGAGAGAAAUGUUGACUACAAGAAUUUGAUUUGACUUCCUAUAUAUUAUUCUUUUAGUGGACAGAAAGAAACCUUUUAGGGUUAUAUUAUUCUUUGAUUUUAUGUGUACAUAAAUAUAUUUGUUUACUUGAAGAAAAUACGUUGGAAAAAAGAGUCAAAAAUGUACAACUAAAAAGAAAGAAAAAAUGACAAUUUUCUAAUA
Helianthus annuus (common sunflower) is the source of this 847-nucleotide messenger RNA. RefSeq lists its product as uncharacterized. Bases 174 to 674 code for a protein of 166 amino acids. The transcript has a single exon. NCBI's taxonomy places the organism in Eukaryota, Viridiplantae, Streptophyta, Magnoliopsida, Asterales, Asteraceae. The record is from RefSeq and is a predicted model, not a curated record.